Molecule: messenger RNA, 464 nt
Organism: Dendroctonus ponderosae (mountain pine beetle)
Lineage: Eukaryota; Metazoa; Arthropoda; Insecta; Coleoptera; Curculionidae
Gene: l(3)87Df
Product: cytochrome c oxidase assembly protein COX20, mitochondrial
Exons: 3
Coding region: 94-432 (112 amino acids)
Biological process (GO): mitochondrial respiratory chain complex IV assembly
Cellular component (GO): mitochondrial inner membrane; mitochondrion
Source: RefSeq, a predicted model, not a curated record
AGCGCGCGAUGAGCGCUCUGUCACUUAUCUACGUCCGUCAUUGCCUAACCUCAAAAACACUUCCAAACCAGUGGUUCAAAGGGGCGCAGCACCAUGUCGGAGGAGGAGCCCCGCAGCAAGAGCCUGAUUAUUUUCGGGCGCGACGUGUCCCAGAUCCCGUGCUUUCGCAACAGCUUCCUCUACGGCACAUUGGGGGGCAUCGGCUUCGGCCUGGCCCACUUCCUAUUCACCAGCAAAGUGGCCAAGUCGGUCAACUACUCGGUCUAUGCCUUUUCGCUUGUCACUGUGGGCUUUUGGAUGCAAUGCCGGCUGGAGAACUCGAAGACCAAGUUCGAGAUGAUGCGACUGCAGCAGCAGCUGCAGGAGCGCGCACUGUUCGAGGGUUCCCAGCGGGACCCCGACCGGGCCCCAGUCGAACUGGUCGAAGUGUAGUAGUAGAUAGAAUAAACAGAGUCUAACCUUAA